Molecule: messenger RNA, 2070 nt
Organism: Mesocestoides corti
Lineage: Eukaryota; Metazoa; Platyhelminthes; Cestoda; Cyclophyllidea; Mesocestoididae
Source: the annotation of a GenBank genome assembly
AUGUGGUUGAGCACGAUUAGACGUGUCACUCAGACGAACAACUCCUGCUCUCCACAUCAACCACGACGUAAAAUGCUCGUCUGCCUCACCAUCUGCAUCGUCUGCGUCGUGGACAUCUGCCGAGGUGGUGGCGUCGUUGGUGUUCUUGCGCCUCCACUCGUCACGACGAUGGACGCCAAGUCCGCCAACCCCUCGCACACGAAGACAAGUCGCACUCCAGCACGUCAGUGGUACUUCGAUGCCUUUGAAAGGGGCUACCAAACCAGAACAAAGGUGGCCUCUGAACAGGAGUUCGAAUUAACGAACUACCUUUUCAACGAACAAGGCUACAAUCCACUAAUUCGACCUGUGGCGAACAUUUCAGACGCUGUCCAGGUCAAUCUUGGCCUCUGCAUGAUUCAGCUGAUACACAUUGAUGAACGUCGCCAAGUCAUGAAGAGCAAUGUUUGGCUACCGAUGGUGUGGAAGGAUUAUCAGUUGAAAUGGGAUCCGGCAAAGUACGGAGGUUUAAGUGUGGUGCGAGUGCCGCACAAUCGUGUCUGGAAACCGGAUAUAGUCCUUUUCAACAAUGCUGACGGGAAUUAUGAGGUGGUCUGGCAGCCGAACCUCCUUGUUCACCACGACGGUUCCAUUCUGUGGAUGCCACCGGCCGUGUACGAGAGUUCUUGUGCCAUCGAUGUGGAAUACUUUCCCUUCGACGAACAGGAAUGCGAAAUGAAGUUCGGUAGCUGGGCAUUCGACGCAACAAGGAUUUCCAUGGGUUUUUACUCCAAGUUGGAUUUUGUGGACCUCUCCGACUACUGGAAGAAUGGAGCCUGGGACCUUGUGGAUGUGCCAGGUCGCAUCGUCAACACGACCAGCGGCGGCGUCCAGAACACGUACAUUGUGUACACAAUCAAACUGCGCCGGAAAACGCUCUUCUACACCGUCAACUUGAUAGCACCGUGUGUUAUGAUCUCCCUUCUAAGCAUCUGCGUGUUCUACUUGCCCUCAGAUGCCGGCGAAAAGGUCACGCUAGCCAUCAGCAUUGUCGUGGCCCUGGUGGUCUUCCUCAUCCUCGUCAGCAAGAUCCUUCCACCGACAUCCACGACGGUGCCACUCAUAUCGCGAUACCUGAUGUUCACCUUCAUCUUCGACGUAUUCGCCGUCUUCAUGGCUGUCGCCGUGGUCAAUUGGAAUUAUCGAUCGCCAAGAACACACAGAAUGUCGCCGUGGACACGUCGACUAUUCCUUGAAAUCUUGCCUCGGCUGCUCUACAUGAACAAGCUCCAGAAGCUCGACGACACAGUUGACGUGGACGAUGUACUUCAGCCGAGGGUAGUUGUAAACUGCCACACAUGCGAGAACGCCAACGACGCCUUUAUCCAUGAACUGCCAGAGAGCGCCUCAAUCGAGUUCACCUCCUCCAUUUCCAGCAAUUCGGCUAGUUCUUACCAAAGCGAAAACUCGCCCUGCGUGGAGGAUCGUGUCUCAGGGGACGCAGUUGUGACACCCGGCAGGAUAAAUACUUACGAGAACCUGAAAACGUCGGCGUUCGAGCUUUCUGAGGGCGACAAUAGCAGCAUCUACUCGGGCAUUUCAACAGCGAGUGGGCAAGACGAGAUCUACGUGAACAGACACGUCGUAUCGAACGGACCAGUGGAGAUCCGUCAACUAGACAGCUCACCCCGUCGAAUCGGCAGACGUGCUAGAUAUCGGGGAGAAUGCGGUGACAAAUGUCGUUGGAAGGAAAGCAGCUUGAUGGAUUUUAACGUUGGCAAUUCUUCCACCACUGCGUCUUCCACACAAAGUAGUCAUUAUCGACCUCCUGAGGGUGCAGGUUUCACUCUACGUGAGGGUCUACAGGCCGUGGAUUAUAUCACAAGUCGACUGGACGAACGGAGGAAAGAUCGAUUGCUAGUCCAAGAGUGGAAGUACGCCGCCUCCGUCAUUGACCGAAUGGUUCUGGUCACAUUCACCGUGGUGACCGUCUUCGUCACAUUCACUCUCCUCACAAAUGCUCCUUCCCUGCUUUCCACAAUCGACCAAGACGCUGUCAUCCGCAAGUACUCCGUGUUUAAACGCGACUAA